Messenger RNA from Protobothrops mucrosquamatus (brown spotted pit viper), 1287 nucleotides. It is a transcript of the gene SPRED2, whose product is annotated as sprouty related EVH1 domain containing 2. The record is from RefSeq and is a predicted model, not a curated record. Lineage: Eukaryota; Metazoa; Chordata; Lepidosauria; Squamata; Viperidae. Gene Ontology annotation, biological process: multicellular organism development; negative regulation of MAPK cascade. Bases 1 to 1287 code for a protein of 428 amino acids. Gene Ontology annotation, cellular component: membrane. The transcript is spliced from 6 exons. Gene Ontology annotation, molecular function: protein kinase binding.
AUGACGAAACAGGAGGAAAUAAAAGCAAAAUUAAAGGAUCCUUCUCUUUUCUCAGUCCUAGGGUUUCUACAUGACAGCUAUAUUGUGCGAGUCAAAGCUGUGGUUAUGACCCGAGAUGACUCCAGUGGAGGAUGGCUGCCCCAAGAAGGAGGUGGCCUUAGUAGGGUUGGUGUCUGCAAGAUCCAGUGCACAGAGGCUAAUGGAAGAAAUGGAUUUCUCAUCCAUGGAGAAAGGCAAAAAGACAAACUGGUGGUGCUGGAAUGCUAUGUGAAAAAAGACUUGAUCUACACUAAGGCAAAUCCUACAUUUCACCACUGGAAAGUUGACAACCGAAAAUUUGGACUCACUUUUCUAAGCCCUGCUGAUGCACGAGCAUUUGACAGAGGGGUGAGAAAAGCCAUUGAAGAUCUCACAGAAGGUUCUACGACAUCAUCUUCCACGAUCCAUAACGAAACUGAAGUUGGAGAUGACGAUGUCUUCACUAAUGCCACCGACAGUUCUUCUAAUUCUUCUCAGAAAAGAGAGCAGCCUUUACGAACACUAGCAUCUUCUCCAUCCUUUGAGCAUCAACGAAUUUGCACCCGUGGCCACUUUCAUGACCAGUUUAGCCCUGAGCAUUACCAUCUAGAACAAUCAAUCUUGCGAUCGUGCCGGCAUGUCAGCUUCCCCGAUGAUGAUGAGGAGAUUGUACGGAUUAAUCCAAGGGAAAAGAACUGGGUGACAGGUUACGAGGACUACCGUCAUACCCCUGUGCGGGGGAAGUACAUUGAUCCCGAUGAUGGGGACUCCUAUGUGCGGUUUGCCAAAACGGAGGCCUCAAAACAUGACUACAAUUACCCUUAUGUUAGUAACGCUGAUUUUGAUCGAGGGGAUGAUGUUAAGGGUGCCGUGAUAAAAACUCAGCCACCCAGUUGUAAACAGCGGCGGCGAAAAGAAGAUGGGGAAAGGUCACGAUGUGUCUAUUGUAGAGACAUCUUCAACCACGAGGAAAACAGGCGGGGUCAGUGCCAGGAUGCUCCAGACCGAGUCCAAAGCUGUAUCCGUCGAGUCAGCUGCAUGUGGUGUGCAGACAGUAUGCUCUAUCACUGCAUGUCUGAUCCAGAAGGAGACUAUACAGACCCUUGCUCCUGUGAUACCAGCGAUGAGAAGUUUUGCCUCCGGUGGUUGGCCCUAAUUGCCUUGUCCUUUCUGGCCCCUUGUAUGUGCUGUUACCUGCCCCUCCGGGCUUGCUACCACUGUGGGGUGAUGUGCAGGUGCUGUGGUGGGAAACACAAAGCAGCUGGAUGA